AUGGCACGAAGCACAACAGAAGAUUAUACAAGGUCCAGUGACAAACGAGAACGCAGCUCAAGCAGAAGCACAAAUGUUCCUUUACAUUUUGCAAUUCACAAGCCCGGCUGCCAUUUUGAGAGCUGCUGUGGAAUUUGUAACUUAUUUCCAGGAGUGCUACUAAUUGCCUUUUGCCAAGUAUUAGUUGGCACCGUCCUACUGACCCUCAUCUUGACCCAUGGGAAGCAAUAUGAUGAUAUGCACCAGACUUCGAAAACUCAAUUCAUGAGUGUCGCUUCCGGUGCAAUUCUGAGUGGUAUUACUGGAGCCGGUUUGCUCCUCAUCAUUGUGGCUCUAACCGAAAACUGCCGAGCUAUGUUGAUUUACCUUCUAGUUGCAGCUAUCGUCUGGAUGGGUAUCAUAGCAUUGGCCGUGACUAAAAUCACUCGUUCCUGUGUACGAUUUAAAGACGCACCGAAAAUCAAAGAUGAAGAGCAUAGACUGGCAAACCUAGCCUGCGUCAGUGGCCUAUUCACCUUCCUUGGAGCAGUACUAUAUUUCUUCUCGUUCAUAAUAGUGCUUAGUUUCUAUCAUUUUCGCUACGUGAGGAGAGCUAUAUUAAUGCACGAAGCUUUGUGCGAAUGA
Molecule: messenger RNA, 624 nt
Organism: Bombyx mandarina (wild silkworm)
Lineage: Eukaryota; Metazoa; Arthropoda; Insecta; Lepidoptera; Bombycidae
Source: RefSeq, a predicted model, not a curated record